Ochotona curzoniae (black-lipped pika) is the source of this 1942-nucleotide messenger RNA. It is a transcript of the gene CRELD1, whose product is annotated as cysteine rich with EGF like domains 1. Bases 380 to 1555 code for a protein of 391 amino acids. Lineage: Eukaryota; Metazoa; Chordata; Mammalia; Lagomorpha; Ochotonidae. The transcript has 9 exons. Gene Ontology annotation, molecular function: calcium ion binding. The record is from RefSeq and is a predicted model, not a curated record.
CCCGACCCCCGGCGGCCUCUGUUGCCUGCGAGGCUCCCAGAUUGACCGUCCUUUUCCACAGCCGGAUCCGGGCCCCUCCCCUAAGACCGCCCAUCCGGUCUCAGGAUUUGGAAACUGACCCCUUCUCCCUGUUGCUGUUGACCUGGGCUCUGAUUACGCAUAUUGAUACCCUAAGGCAAGGGCCUGACUCCUGCCCGCUGAUCCCCCUGGUCCCCGCUGCCCUCCAGGAUAGCAGAGCCCCCGCUUGGCCUUGUGGAACCUUGACAUUGCAGCCCCUUGGCACCUCAGAGCCGCCCCUCUUCUGUCUUACUUAGGCCGGGCUGCUCCAGUGAGGUCUCCCCAUGCCCUCUCUCCGCAGGUACCCCCAGCCUGGGAAAAGAUGGUCCCACGGCCUCCGCCCAGGGGGCUGGUCCCAACCCUGCUCUGGGGCCUGAGCCUCAGCCUCCUGGGCCCAGUCCAGCUUCAGCCCUCGCCCCCUGCCCAGGCUUCUCCCCCCACGGAGUCCCAUCCGUGCCACACCUGCCGGGGACUAGUGGACAGCUUUAACAAGGGCCUGGAGAGAACCACGCGGGACAACUUUGGAGGGGGGAACACGGCCUGGGAGGAGGAGAAGUUAGCCAAGUACAGAGACAGUGAGACCCGGCUGGUGGAGGUGCUGGAGAGCGUGUGCAGCAAGUCGGACUUCGAGUGCCACCGCCUGCUGGAGCUGAGCGAGGAGCUGGUGGAGAACUGGUGGUUUCACAAGCAGCAGGAGGCCCCCGACCUCUUCCAGUGGCUCUGUUUGGAUUCACUGCGGCUCUGCUGCCCCGUGGGCACCUUCGGGCCCUCCUGCCUCCCUUGUCCUGGAGGCGCAGAGAAGCCCUGUAGCGGCUAUGGGCAGUGCCAAGGGGAAGGGACACGAGGGGGCACUGGAAUCUGUGACUGUCAAGCCGGCUACGGCGGUGAAGCCUGCGGCCAAUGCAGUCUCGGUUACUUCGAGGCUAAGCGCAAUGCCAGCCACCUGGUAUGUUCAGCUUGCUUCGGGCCCUGUGCCCGCUGCUCCGGACCAGAGGAGUCCCACUGCCUGCAGUGUAAGAAGGGCUGGGCCUUGCACCACCUCAAGUGUGUUGACUGUGCCAAGGCCUGUCUGGGCUGCAUGGGGGCAGGGCCGGGCCGCUGCAAGAAGUGCAGCCCUGGCUAUCAGCAGGUGGGAUCCAAGUGUCUAGAUGUGGACGAGUGUGAGACCGUGGUGUGUCCAGGCCAGCACGAGCGCUGUGAGAACACGGAAGGUGGCUACCGCUGCGUCUGUGCCGAGGGCUUUAAGUCCAUGGAGGGCAUCUGUGUGAAGGAGCAGGUCCCUGAGUCGGCCGGCUUCUUCUCGGACAUGACGGAGGACGAGCUGGGCGUGCUGCAGCAGAUGUUCUUUGGGGUGAUCAUCUGUGCCCUGGCCACGCUGGCUGCCAAGGGCGACCUGGUGUUCACGGCCAUCUUUAUUGGGGCCGUGGCAGCCAUGACCGGCUACUGGCUGUCUGAGCGCAGUGACCGUGUGCUCGAGGGCUUCAUCAAGGGCAGAUAAGCCCCCGCCCCACAUCGCCCUGCUCCCUGCAGGGUGUCCUGCAUCCCAGAGGGUGGGCCUCUGCCAUGGGACACUCAGGGCAGCUUGGGGGUUAGGCACCCCCUUCUAGCCCUGCAGAGCAGCGCAAGGUUCCCCGGGGACAGGUGAGGUCCCGGGAAAUAGCUCUGAUGGUGGGUGCAUGCUCUCCCCCCCAGGAGGAGUGGGCAGGCCUCGACAUAGGAAUGUGGAGAAAGCGACUGCUUAGUCAGCCAGUGGUGAGCUUGGGCCCCGCCCAGAGGGGGGCUCGCCCUGGGGUGGGGCCUUGCGCCCCCAUGCCAUCUGCCGCCUUCUGUGUUCACUCCCUGCCCCCCCCCCCAGCCAUUGGCUUAUUUACUUAUUUAUUCAUCU